AUGGCCUCAGAUUGGCUCAUGCAUGGGUCGUUUCAAGGUAUACACGAGAUCCCUGUCUAUAUGCGGUUCGUCAUCCCCAUGAGCAAUGCUCGCGACCGGAAGGGCUAUGCGCAUGUCGGUGUGGAUGGUGGGAGAGGCGAAGGAAGCGAGCGGCGCCAUGACAUGAACGACAGCGGCAAUGAGGUCGGCCCUCGAUUGAAGGUAGGCCCGCUAGACUCGGGAGCGACCCACGGCUCGAUAGCGACAGCUUCUUGGCACCUGUUUUCCCCUAGGGACGUGCCUGUGAUCUGCCCGCCCCCGAACCUCGCAUUCAUCUCAUCUCUCGACUGCAGCAGCGGGUUGAGGGCGAGUGUUGCUGGUGGCGCAUCGCAUUCGCGAUACACAUGCAAGCCAUCCUCCUCAACGAACAUUAGUCGACCAGCAAGCUCAACACCAAGCGGUCCUUCACGUGACCAUGACAAAGAAUGGCGCAAGACUAGGCAAUAA
This is a messenger RNA of Parastagonospora nodorum SN15, 486 nucleotides long. RefSeq lists its product as hypothetical. The transcript has 3 exons. Bases 1 to 486 code for a protein of 161 amino acids. The record is from RefSeq and is a predicted model, not a curated record. NCBI's taxonomy places the organism in Eukaryota, Fungi, Ascomycota, Dothideomycetes, Pleosporales, Phaeosphaeriaceae.